Molecule: messenger RNA, 759 nt
Organism: Zasmidium cellare ATCC 36951
Lineage: Eukaryota; Fungi; Ascomycota; Dothideomycetes; Mycosphaerellales; Mycosphaerellaceae
Exons: 1
Coding region: 1-759 (252 amino acids)
Source: RefSeq, a predicted model, not a curated record
AUGUCGAAAACUCUCGUCCUCAUCACCGGCGGCAACAAUGGCCUAGGUUAUUUUGCGUGCCAGCAAAUGGCAGCAACAGGAAGAUACCACAUCCUGAUGGGAAGUAGAAAUCUGGACAAAGCCCAAAAAGCAAUCGAGUCCCUCGCGAAGGACACAUCUGUUUCAGUCGACACCAAGAAUAUUGAGCCCAUCAAAAUCGACAUCACCUCAGACGAAUCGAUCUACGCUGCCGCAAAGACAGUCCAGGAAAAGUAUGGGUAUCUCGACAUACUCAUGGCGAACGCUGGCAUUGUCGCCAAACAGAAAGAAGACUCAGACAGUCCCUCCCUGCGAACAUUGUAUCAGCAGCAAUACGACACGAACGUCUUCGGCACCGCAAUCACCGCAGAAGCCUUUCUGCCUCUUCUGCGAAAGUCCAAAGAUCCCAAGGGCAAACGGAUAGCCUUCACCUCCUCUGGCCUCUCAUCGCUCAAAAUCGCUCGGGAAUCUGAAGGUCAAUACAGCGCUAAGAAUUUUGUCAUCUAUCGAAGCACCAAGACCGCAUUGAACAUGGUUAUGCUCAGCUAUGCGAAGCUGCUGGAUGAGGAAGGCUUUGUGGUUUCGGCGUCUGAUCCAGGGUAUUGUGCCACCGAUUUCAACGGACACAGAGGGAUCAAGGAUCCUCGAGAGGGGGCAAAAGCGUUGAUCAGAGCGGCGACUGACUCGAAGGAGAAGGUGCACGGGUGGUUGGUGACUGAAGAUGAGAUACUGCCUUGGUAG